AUGGAGCAGCAGAAGCAGAAGUUCUCCGAAUUCAAGGGCCAGCCAAGGCUUCCCAAAUUCGCAAUCCCCAAACGCUAUGAUCUCAAACUGAAACCCGACCUCACCGCAUGCAAGUUCACCGGCGCCGUCGACAUCUCCGUGGACGUUGUGUCCGACACUAAGUUCCUCAUUCUUAACGCCGCCGAACUCUCAGUCAGAUCUAACUCCGUCAAAUUCACAUCCAACGAUAAGGCGGUGGAGGCGGUGGAUGUGGAGAUGUGUGAGGAGGAUGAGAUAAUGGUGUUGGAGUUUAAGGAGAGUUUACCGCUUGGAGUUGGAGUUUUAAGCAUGGUUUUCGAGGGGGCUCUGAAUGAUAGAAUGAAAGGGUUUUACAGAAGCACCUAUGAGCAUAAUGGGGAGAAGAAAAAUAUGGCUGUUACACAGUUUGAACCAGCCGAUGCAAGACGUUGCUUCCCAUGCUGGGAUGAGCCUGCUUGUAAGGCUACUUUCAAGAUUACCUUGGAAGUACCAUUUGAACUCGUAGCUCUUUCCAACAUGCCAGUCAUUGAAGAAAAAAUCGAGGGGAAUCUGAAGACAGUGUAUUAUCAAGAAUCACCUAUCAUGUCCACAUACUUGGUAGCAGUUGUUGUUGGCUUGUUUGAUUAUGUUGAAGAUCACACCCCUGAUGGAAUCACUGUUAGGGUAUACUGCCAAAUUGGCAAGGGAGAUCAAGGAAAAUUUGCUCUGGAUGUUGCUGUUAAAACACUUGACCUCUACAAGGAGUACUUUGCAGUGCCAUAUUCACUACCCAAAUUGGACAUGAUUGCAAUUCCUGAUUUUGCUGCUGGGGCUAUGGAGAAUUAUGGACUAGUUACAUAUCGAGAAACUGUUUUGCUCUAUGACGAUAAGCACUCUGCAGCUGCUAACAAGCAAAGGGUUGCCACUGUUGUGGCCCACGAACUUGCACACCAGUGGUUUGGCAAUCUUGUGACUAUGGAAUGGUGGACGCAUUUAUGGCUGAAUGAGGGAUUUGCAACAUGGGUGAGCUAUUUAGCUACUGAUGGCUUGUUCCCAGAAUGGCAAAUUUGGACUCAGUUUCUUGAGGAAAGUACUGAAGGGCUUCGACUAGAUGGGCUCGCAGAAUCUCACCCCAUUGAGGUGGAUAUAAAUCAUGCACAUGAAAUUGAUGAAAUUUUUGAUGCAAUCAGUUACAGAAAGGGUGCAUCUGUCAUUCGGAUGCUACAGAGCUAUCUUGGCCCCGAAUGUUUUCAGCGGGCACUUGCUUCAUACAUAAAACGAUAUGCUUGCUCAAAUGCGAAGACAGAAGAUUUAUGGUCAGUUCUUCAGGAAGAAUCUGGUGAGCCGGUGAACAAGCUAAUGAACUCAUGGACAAAGCAAAAAGGUUAUCCUGUUGUCUCAGUGAGAGUCAAAGGCCAAAAAUUGGAGUUUGAGCAGACACAAUUUUUAUUGGGUGCUUCUCGUGGUGAUGGGGAAUGGAUAGUUCCUAUAACGUUGUGCUGCAGCUCUUAUGAUUCUCGUAAAAGUUUCCUGCUGCAAACAGUGUCUGAAAGUCUUAAUUUAAAGGAGCUCUCAUGUGCCUCAGUUUCAAAUGUCAGUUCUUGGAUUAAAGUUAAUGUGGAUCAGAUUGGUUUUUAUAGAGUGAAAUACGAUGAGGAUUUAUCGGCUAGACUUAGACUUGCAAUAGAGAGAAAAUGCCUGUCAACAAGUGAUAAAUAUGGAGUAUUGGAUGAUUAUUAUGCAUUGUCCAUGGCAUGUCAACAGUCUUUGACCUCUUUGCUUACCUUGAUGAGCGCUUACAGGGAGGAACGUGAUUACACUGUUCUGUCUAACUUGAUCAGUAUAAGUUAUAAAGUAUCAAGAAUUGUGGCUGAUGCUGCUCCUGACAUAUUAGACGACGUCAAGCUGUUUUUUAUCAACCUUUUCCAGUAUCCUGCAGAGACACUUGGUUGGGAUCCUAAACAAGGGGAAGCUCACCUUGACGCCAUGUUAAGAGGAGAACUUUUGACUGCAUUGGUUUCGUAUGGACAUGAAAUAACACUAAAUGAAGCAAACAGGCGCUUCCACAUGUUUUUGGAUGACAGAAACUCGCCUGUUCUUCCUCCUGAUUUGAGAAGAACUGUAUAUGUGGCUAUAAUGCAGAAUGUGAGUAAAUCAAACAGAUCUGGCUAUGAUUCUCUUUUGAGAGUUUAUAGAGAAACUGAUCUCAGCCAGGAAAAGACACGAAUUCUAGGUUCACUAGCAUCUUGUCGGGAUCCUGAAAUUAUUCAUGAAUUUUUGAACUUUUUGUUGUCUAGCGAGGUUCGAAGUCAAGAUGUUGUUUUUGCACUCUCUGUUAGUAGGGAUGGACACGAGACAGCUUGGAAUUGGUUGAAAGAAAAUUGGGACCACAUUUCUAAAACAUACGGCUCGGGUUUCCUAAUAACUGGCUUCAUCAGUGCAAUUGUGUCACAGUUUUCUUCCUACGAGAAGGCAGAAGAAGUAGAACAGUAUUUUGCAAGCCGCAUGAAGUCUUAUAUAGCCAGGACCUUGAAGCAGAGCAUCGAGAAGGUUCACAUCAAUGCAAAGUGGGUGCAGAGUAUUCAGAAGGAGAAACAUCUUGCUGGUGCUGUGAAGGAGCUAGCAUACAGGAAAUACUAG
Messenger RNA from Fraxinus pennsylvanica, 2637 nucleotides. The record is from the annotation of a GenBank genome assembly. NCBI's taxonomy places the organism in Eukaryota, Viridiplantae, Streptophyta, Magnoliopsida, Lamiales, Oleaceae.